GCCGACGAUGUCGGAGCUGCCGCGAGGUGUGGCGAAGGCCACCCGCCGCCGCCGCCAUCCCGCGGGGGAGGAGCGGCGGGACGGGCCCGGCAACAUUUGCAGCCGGCCUCGGCACGGGCUGAAGACGCCAUCGAGCCGGACUCGGACUCGGAGCGAGGGCUCGGCAGAAGUGAGCGCGGUUGUCGGCCCGGCGAACACAACUAACGCAGCCAGGGAGUUUUCAGAAGACAGCAGCUUUUUGCCAAAAGCUAGCAACAGCAAGCUGCACCAGACCAUGCCAACAGAUGCCUCUCCUGACUCCAAGUGCCCCAUUUGCUUGGACAGAUUUGACAAUGUUGCCUAUCUAGAUCGUUGCUUGCACAGAUUUUGCUUCCGUUGUGUCCAGGAAUGGUCAAAAAACAAAGCAGAAUGCCCACUCUGCAAACAGCCUUUCUUUUCUAUUUUUCAUACAGUUCGUGCUGAAGAUGAUUUUAAGGAAUACAUACUCAGACCUUCAGAAAAUGGUUCUUUUGCCAGCCCUGAUGGCCGGAGAUUUCGUUACCGUACCACCUUAACGAGGGAACGCCGCACUUCCUCUUACCAUCGAGGCAAUUCCUCUUCUCGAAGGACGCUGUCCCCUCCGGAUAAUGGGAUUUUGUUUGAAGGGCUGUCAAGCCAACCUGUGCGGCAGAGAGAUGGAGAGAUUCAGCAGAUGAUACGGAGGCUGGCCUCACGUAGGCAGGCUAGUGCAGAGGGCAGAUCUCUGCGGCAGAUCCAGGAGGAGGACAUGAUAAACUUCCGCAGAGCCCUGUACCGCACUGGUGUGCGUGUUCGUAGCAUUCAGGAUGGAGGCCGCUAUCGAGACAUUUCCGCAGAGUUCUUCCGCCACAACCCUGCUUGUCUACACAGGUUGGUUCCCUGGCUGAAGCGAGAGCUUACAGUCUUGUUUGGUGCCCAUGGUUCUUUAGUUAAUAUUGUGCAACAUAUCAUCAUGAGUAAUGUGACCAGGUAUGAUCUGGAAAGCCAGGCUUUUGCUGAUGAUUUAAAGCCAUUUUUACUGAAUCGGACUGAACACUUCCUACAUGAAUUCAUCAGUUUUGCUCGAUGUCCUUUUAACUUAGAGGCAUAUGAUCAGCAUGUCAAUUAUGACUGUCCUGCGCCAUCGUAUGAUGAAGGAAGUCGCUCAGACUCAUCAAUUAUUACAAUCUCUCCAGAUGAGGCAGAUCCUCAAGGGCCAGAACACAGUUCAUCCAUGUCUGGGGUUGGUCAGGCCCCUUGGGAUGACGAAACUCCAGGGCCUUCGUAUUCCAUUUCAGAAGAGGUUCGUGCCACUGUGGCUUCUCCUCUGGAGAUGUCAGAAAGUUCUGAUGAGGAUUCUGCUAGGAAAAGGACCACACUGCGUCCUCAGUUACAGGCUGGUGUUGACUCCAAUGAAAGUGACUCUUCAUCAGACAACUGUGUUAUCAUUGGGUAUGUUAAACCAUUAGCUGAGAGGACACCAGAACUGGUUGAGCUGUCCUCAGACUCUGAGGAGUCCAUCAGGGAGGAGAAGAGGGAAGAUGUGAAGAAAGAACAGUCAAUCCAGGCUCGUAGCUGGAGUGACAGUGAACCAAGCAGGGCUUCAUCACCUCGCUCUCCCCUGUACAAGGAGAAUGUGAGUAGUUGUAGGAGUUCCUUAUCCUCUGCAGUUGAAAAGACAGAGUCAAAGGCUGAUGAUAAGAACAAAGAUAAAGUAAAAGAUCUUUCUCCACACAACUCAGUCUGGAGCCCAUUUCCAGAGACAGACACCACUUCUUCUCCCUAUAGAAAGAAUAGAAGUAAAGUAAAAAAUUUAUCUCCACUGGACUCAAUCAGGAGCCUGUCUCCAGAGACAGACACCGUUUGCUCUCCUUAUAGUAAAAAUAAAGGUAAAGUAAAAGAUCUGUCUCCACUGGACUCAGUCAGGAGCCUGUCUCCAGAAAUGGGCACUGUUUGUUCUCCUUACAGUCAGCGGUUGCCCAGAAGGAGAAAGACCAGGAGUCCUCAAACUUAUUCACAGAAGAGUCGUGACAGUCAUGGCCAUCGGUCUAGGAGGGAGCAUCCUAGCAAAUGCCAGUCUAAAAAGAGACGAUCAAGAAGCAGAGAUGGUAGCGAAUAUAGCAGUAAAAGAAGCAGGAGGAGGUCAAGAACCUGUGACACGAGCCUCUCCCUAAAAAGCCAGAGGGGCUCCCUUAGUCGUGAGAGCACUACAUCCAGAGAGGUAAGCAGAUCACGAUCACGUAGCAAAGGCCAUGGCAAAAGGAGGUCAAGGAGCAGAGACAGUGAUUAUUACUAUAGAAGAGACAAUUACCAAAGUAGAUACCAGUGGGGUUAUGCUUUUUAUAGUCGAAAGACAGUUGGAGAUGGCUCCUCCUGCAGGAAGAGGACUCAGUCUAAGGCUCACUAUUCAAGGCAAUCUGCUAGUCCAGAAUUCAGGAUACAAUCUUUUACUGAAAGAACAGACCCACAUAGCCAGAGAGGAUUGCAUGAGAGACAUUACUACUAUUAUGAACGAUGCAGAUCAAGGAGUCGAUCAAGCACCAGGUCAAGGACCCCUUCUGGAGGGACAGACAGGUUGAAAAGUGAAAAGCCUGGUGGAAAGAGGAAGUACAAAACUCGACACUUGGAGAAUGCAGUGAAGGAGAGCACCAGUAUGGAGAGAGAAAAGGACCCCAAGAAAACUUUCUCAAAGUUCCGUGACUGCUGCAAAAAUGAAGACAGCCUUUCGGACAAUCAAGUAAGUAGUGAGACAAAACAUAAGAAAAAGAAGAAAAAGAUGAGAAGUCCAAGUGUGGAGAUAGUCUAUGAAGGCAAAGUGACAGACACAAUGAAACAUGCUAAAAAGAAAAAGAAAAAACAUAAGAAGAAACAUCGAAAACAUCACAUGAGUAACUCAGCACAUUCUUCUCCAGUGGUUAUUACAAUUGAUAGUGAUAGUAGCAAGGAGCCAGAAAGUACUGAAUGUGAUAGCAGUGUUACUUGGACUGGCACAACUCACUUGAAUGAGAGGGAAUGUGAGUCUCCAUCUUCCUUCCUGGGGAUUACAGGAUGUGAAGAUGUUUACAGAGUGAGUAAGGAAACUAGAGGAGUAGUGAAAAAAUAUAGUAUUCCUACCAGAGGAAGGGACUUAGAUGGUGACAUUACAAAUGCUGGAGCUGAGCUUGUGGAAGCAACAGAAAGAGCUGAUCGAAGUAUUGACUUAGCUGAUACAGCAAGUGGUAACACAGAAACUGUAGUUAGUCAAGAAGCACAGGCAGCGCCUUCCAGUCAACUGUCUUCCCCCAGGACUUCCUUACUAGGGCAUCCAGAGAGACCACCACUGAUACUGAGACUGCCAAAGAGACUUGUCAACAGAUCUUGUUGGUUUGAGUCCCUUGAAAAAAACAUGUAGCAUAUUUUAUGCUGAACAAUCCUUAAAAUUGUGAAUUUGUUUCUAAUUAUGUUUUUCUCCUAUAAGAACAAAGCACCAGGUGUUUUUCUGUGUGUGUGUGUGUGUGUGUGUGUGUGAGUGAGUUAAAAAGUGUCUGGGAAAUGUUUAAACCCAUUGAAUGUUUAUGCACUUUUAUGUCAAGUGAGUAUAGGUGUGUAGGAGCUUGAUGAUCUUUAAGGUCCCUUUGGAAGUUAGAAUUUUGUAAAGCCAAUGUGUAUGUAAAAUACAUCCACAGAGUACUUCAAAGCUGUGUUUAAAAAAAAAAAAAAAAAAAAACAUAAACCAAAAGACAGUGAAUACACUUUAUGGGGAUUGCUCUUGUUACAGAGGAAAGUUGCUUAGUUCAUAAAAAAAAUGAUUCAGGAUAAAUUGUACCAUCAUUUUGAUCUGUAUGGUUUAAGGUGAUCUCUGCAGAAAAGCAGUUUCUACGUACAUAUUGAACAGCACUUCCAGUAACAUGAGUUAUGUGAAUAUCUUAAUAAAGCAAUAAGAGUUUUUGUUCUAAAAAAA
Molecule: messenger RNA, 3937 nt
Organism: Gallus gallus (chicken)
Lineage: Eukaryota; Metazoa; Chordata; Aves; Galliformes; Phasianidae
Gene: TOPORS
Product: TOP1 binding arginine/serine rich protein
Exons: 2
Coding region: 8-3388 (1126 amino acids)
Biological process (GO): protein monoubiquitination; protein polyubiquitination
Molecular function (GO): ubiquitin protein ligase activity
Source: RefSeq, a predicted model, not a curated record